Messenger RNA from Lytechinus pictus (painted urchin), 2054 nucleotides. RefSeq names its product echinoidin-like. The transcript is spliced from 3 exons. NCBI's taxonomy places the organism in Eukaryota, Metazoa, Echinodermata, Echinoidea, Temnopleuroida, Toxopneustidae. Bases 481 to 1014 code for a protein of 177 amino acids. Gene Ontology annotation, molecular function: signaling receptor activity. The record is from RefSeq and is a predicted model, not a curated record.
AUUUUAUAGAAGUUUUCAAAGGCAGCACUGCUGCUAUAUUGAAUCGCGUAAUGCAUGUGAGACUGCCAAAGGCGUUCCACUUGUUUCUUUUUUUAUAACCGGAUCUUGAAAAACAAAUUUGUAAACGGAUCUUGAAAAACAAAAUACUUGAACAUGGAAACUUAUCGGAUCCAAUGAAGAAAAUCUAAUCUCUUAGGAAAUAUAAAACUUUAUAAACAGAAAGAAUGGCUACUACACUCGCCUUGAAUUAAAAUUUAGGCAAAAAAAAAACAGGAUGUUAUUUUGGAUAUGAUAUUCAUCGCGUCAGCAAAUUAGGGGUGGUGUUUAAUUUCGUUUGGUAAAGAGUAUUCCUCCCUGGUGUUACAAUCAGGUAUAAAUAAUACAAUCGUAACGCCGCGACAAUUUUAACUAAGUUUCGCCAACGGUCUUCAUCGAGUUAUUCCCGCCAAUAGUCAGAUAAUUAUCGUCUGUGGUAUCAUCAUGGAAGGACGCGGUAAGUUCGUCUCGGUUUGGGCGUUGAUUCUCUUCGUCGGUCCGUCCAUCGUCAGGUUUUCUGGAGUGGAUGCGACGACGUGUGGAUGCCCACCGCUAUGGACUGGCUUUGAUAGCAAUUGUUACAGAUACUUUUCUUCAGAGAACAUGACCCAGUUUGAUGCCGAGCUAGCCUGCCAAACUUUCACUACGCCAGGUUCUAUUGGUCAUCUUGUUUCUAUCCAUUCCCAAGACGAGAUGGACCUUAUCUCUGUCAUGUACGAGACACUAAGACCCAAAAGGCCGGGGCGAGGCACACGGGUGUGGAUCGGCCUACACGAUCGUGCUCUGGAAGACUCUCCAGAUUGGACCGAUGGAACGCAAUACGAUUAUUCAAACUGGGCACUUGGCCAGCCUAACGAUCAAAAUGGAGCAAAUGAUUGCGUCUUCUUUUCUAAAUAUCACCUUUACAAGUGGAAUGACAUUGGAUGCAGCGUUUCUAGCCUUGUCGAAGCUUUUAUCUGUAAGAUUCCACAGUGGUAAAUUUGUGUACCAACAUACGCAGCGAGGAGAGGGGGGAUGCAGGGUGACAACUAAAUUUUGAAAACUCAAAAUUUGUACAGAAAUAUUUCACAAGGUUGACAUAGACUGUAUAUAUAUAUACACGGAAUCCUUCAAUUUCUCUUUUAAAAAUGCAAAAGUUCCCAAAUACUAACAAGUGCAGUCGCUUUGCUCCCUCGCUUUUGGUUUCGUCAAAAAUGAUGCUUGAUGCACGUACAUUCUGCACCCCCCUGAAAAAUAUAUGUAUGACCAUAUGUAAAAGUAUGGUUUAUAGGCUGUACUGAGGAUUAUACACUGACUGUUGGUAAAAAAAAAUGGCUGCAUGUAUAUGAAUUUAUCAGCUAGUUGUAAUUGAUAUUCUAGUAAUUUAGGUCCUACUGUUUUCUAGUCUCAUAUCUCACUGAAUACAAUCAUGUAAGAAAUAUGAACUGAUCUAGUCAAUUUGGCAUAUCAUGUUUUUUAGUGUUUUAAUGAUGGCGACUGUCAUAGGAUGUGCAAUGUAGAUUAAAAGUAGGCGUAUCAAUUUUCAGGAAUCAGGCAUCAAAAUGUCCCGAAACCCAGUAGGCAUACAUGUUGUUUUUAUAACAUUUCCAAAAGGCUCAAAAUUUGUUAAAGAUGUUCUAAUAUGUAUAUUGGUACAUUUCAAUUGAGGAGGGCAGAAUGGCAUAAGGGGACAGGGAAUUUUCUCAAAAGCCGCAAAGCGCAAAACGAGCGAGAACAAAAAAAUAAUUAUAACCUUAACAAAGCGGAAACCUAUUUUAUGUAAGAGAUUCUGUCCUCAUAAUGACCGUAAAUCAACUUCAUAGUUUAGCUUUUCGCCUUAUUUCUUUUUUUUUCAUAUCAGUCUAGGCAUAUUGUGGGGGAGGUGGAGACUUCCACAAGCCAUAGCUGUGUGCUGGUGUUAGCUAUUACUAUAAAAAAUAGUUGUUCUUGCCUAGUAAGACCUCAGAAUCUCCCACAGUUUAUUAUCAUUCAUCAUCAUCCUAAUCAUCCUCAAAAUAAAUAGGAUAGUGGUAACAAUA